UGAACUGAAGCGUGAACGACGACGGCAACUAUACUUGUCGACGGUUUUCGCGCAUAUUGAAGUCCAAAUCCAGACCUUCCGAUACGAGCUCGCGUAGUCGUCGAUCCAACUCCCAUUUCUCUCGCAUUUGGGACCGCCCGCCAUUUCAUCAAAUCAACUGGAAAACGCAGAGAAAGAGAUGGAGGAACACCUACAAAGCUCUCCAAAAUUAAGUUAUCCCAUUGACAGUGGUGAUGCAAAGUAUGUUUCUGGGCUCAGUACCAUUCUGGUUGCCACUAUUCAAGAAGCAAAGGACAGGAUUUCUCAGAUAGAGUACAUAUUUUGCAGCCAGCUUUUCCCAAAUUUUCAAUCAAAAUCCAAAACCUUGGUGAAAAUUUACUCUGAGGCCAGGAAAGCAGCAGAAGAUGGGUGGAAAGAGAAAGAAAGAGAUCUAUUGCUCCAAGUAGAGAGACUUCAAUUGGAGAAGCAACAAGCUUUUGAAGAGAAAGAGGCUCUCAAACUUGAAAAGAUAAAAACAUUGGGUGACCAGGAAGAGAAGAGUAACUUACUUAUGAGAAUAAAAAGUCAACAACUCAUAAUUGAUGAACUGGAAAACAACCUUAACCAGAAGUCUAUGGAAAUUGAUAAGGGAAUGGAAUUGCAUAAUAGGUUAGUCCAGCUGGUUCAAACAAAAGCAUCUCUUGUGGUGGACAAAGGAAAGCAACUGAAGAGACAUGAAGAAAAGGCUGAUGCGUUUCUUAGCAACGUGAGUAGCCUAGAAAAAGGAAUCGAAGAGCUCAAAGAGGAGCUCAUGGGAAAAACCACAGUAGUAUCUGAGGGAAAAGAUUUCAAAGAAAAUUUGCUCAAGAAGAUGGAAGUCCAAGCCUUAGAGAUUAUGAAUAAUGAACAACUGCUGACUGACCAUGCAAAAGAGAAGACACUACUUUUGACCAAAUUGAAACAGAUGGAGGAGUGUAUUGGUGAACUGCGAAGGGAGCUGAAGAAAAAGACAGAAGUAGUAGAGAAGGGAGGAAAAUUGGUAGAAGAAUUACUUCAACAAGUUGAAAGAAAUGGCUUGGAAAUAGUAGAGAAAAAAGAGAUGCUGGAAGAGUGUGAGAAAGAUAAAAAGAUGCUUUUGGUCAAAGUUAAUCAGUUAGAGGAGAAAGUUAAUCAGCUACAGUUGAGUCUGAGAGGAAUGAACAUUGAAGGGACCAAGGGGAGGGAUUCAUACGAAAUGUUACUUCAGCAGAUGGCAACAAAAGAGUCGGAGUUAUUGGCCAUGAAGAAGAAAAGAAGGGAUGUUGUCGAAAGGUACAAAAGUCUGAAAUCUCAGUAUAACUUCCUUUGCAAAAAGUUGGGUUGUAUUGAAGAGGAAAUGCAUCCGCAAAACACAUUGGGAAAUGGCAGUGAUUCAUUCAAGCAUCAUCAGGAUGCAAAGCGUUCACCUGAUCUUGAAGAUGAAAACCUGAAUACUUUCGCAAUUGCUCGAGGGACAAACAAAGUGAAGAAUGAGGCUGAUGAUAGCAUGGAGGAUGCUAGGGGAGACAAACCAGUUCAAAUCUCAAGAUUUCAUUCUCCAACUUCCUCUGUCACUACUGCACCUAAAUGCCCCUUCUCUGCAAAAACUGUUCUGAUAACUGGUAGAAAGCGAUCUGCAUCUUCAUGGAGAGGUACUAGGUCUAACAAAUGCAUAGAUGGGCCCGAUCCUCAUGAUGACUUUCUUGAUACUCCCCUUGAAAAUGUUAGAGGAGACUUGAAUAAAGUGACAAAAGAGGAAGAUCGUAAUAUUCCAAUCCAGGUUCCGGGAGAAAUAUGUCCUGAUAGCUCAGAUGAUGAAACACAGGAUAUGAAUGUCGGCCCUAUUCCACAAAAGAGGCAGAUGCCAGUUCCUAUGGAUAGCAAAAAAGGUUUCAAGUAUGUUGAACCAGUGAGAAAGAAGGCUGAGCGGGAAAGUUUAAAAGGAGUCGAAUGCAAGCAAUGUAAAAAAUUUUAUGAUGCGGUUCUUCCCAAUAAUGAAGGUAAGGAAAGCAAUGGUAAUAAUCAGAAUUUCCGUUGUGAGCAUCACGAUGGUGUCUCUAGACAUCGAUAUAGGUAUGUCCCUCCCUUGACUCCUGAUGGGUUUUGGAAUAUUGGAUUUGAUUCUGAAAUGUGAAUUUAACUUGCCAACUCAUUUAGUUGGAUAUCAAGCUAGCUAGCUAUAUUAUUUUCAGUUCGACUUAUGUUGCCUUAUGAUCUUCAGUAGACGAUUGGACAGCUACAAUAAACAAAAUGAAAAUAUGGCAUUUCCUGCCUAAUGUGAAUUGUUCAAUUUAUUGUUCU
Tripterygium wilfordii is the source of this 2298-nucleotide messenger RNA. RefSeq names its product protein gamma response 1-like. The coding region runs from base 179 to 2131 and encodes 650 amino acids. Gene Ontology annotation, cellular component: site of double-strand break. The transcript is spliced from 3 exons. Gene Ontology annotation, molecular function: flap-structured DNA binding; Y-form DNA binding; single-stranded DNA binding. The record is from RefSeq and is a predicted model, not a curated record. Gene Ontology annotation, biological process: DNA double-strand break processing involved in repair via single-strand annealing; double-strand break repair via homologous recombination. Lineage: Eukaryota; Viridiplantae; Streptophyta; Magnoliopsida; Celastrales; Celastraceae.